GACGAUACGUUUCCGAUUCGACGCAGCGCACUCCGAUAUUACGACGGUCCUGUUCUCCAUCUUUUGUAGUGCUGGGAAGGCAGGUUGAAAAAUGUCUCUUCUAUCCGCUCGCUUAGCUGCUUCUGUGGCAAGAAACUUGCCCAAAAAUGUUCCACAGGUUGCAGGAGCAGCUUUCCCAGCCGCAUCGGUUGCUGCACGCAAAUUGCACAUGUCCACCCCGAACCGCGGUGCCGAAAUUUCUGCCAUCCUCGAAGAACGCAUCUUGGGUUCCGCCCCCAAAGCCGAUUUAGAUGAAACUGGUCGUGUGUUGAGCAUUGGUGACGGUAUCGCCCGUGUCUAUGGAUUGAAGAACAUCCAAGCUGAUGAGAUGGUGGAAUUCUCCUCCGGUCUCAAGGGUAUGGCUUUGAACUUGGAACCCGACAACGUUGGUGUUGUAGUAUUCGGUAACGACAAGCUCAUCAAGGAAGGAGAUAUCGUCAAACGUACUGGUGCUAUCGUAGAUGUACCUGUUGGCGACCAACUUUUGGGUCGUGUAGUCGAUGCUUUGGGUAACCCCAUUGAUGGCAAAGGCCCAUUGAACACCAAACAACGUUUCCGUGUCGGAAUCAAGGCUCCCGGUAUCAUUCCACGUAUCUCUGUAAGAGAACCUAUGCAGACUGGUAUUAAGGCCGUCGACUCUCUUGUGCCCAUCGGUCGUGGACAGCGUGAAUUGAUCAUUGGUGAUCGUCAAACUGGUAAAACCGCUUUGGCCAUUGAUACCAUCAUCAACCAGAAACGUUUCAACGAUGCCGAUGAUGAAAAGAAGAAAUUAUACUGCAUCUACGUCGCUAUUGGUCAAAAGCGUUCCACUGUCGCCCAGAUCUUGAAGCGUCUUACUGACUCUGGUGCCAUCAACUACACCAUCAUUGUGUCUGCCACCGCUUCCGAUGCCGCUCCCCUUCAAUACUUGGCCCCAUACUCUGGUUGCGCCAUGGGAGAAUACUUCAGAGACAAUGGCAAACACGCUUUGAUCAUCUACGACGAUUUGUCCAAACAAGCCGUCGCUUAUCGUCAGAUGUCUCUGUUGCUGCGUCGUCCCCCAGGUCGUGAGGCCUACCCCGGUGAUGUAUUUUACCUCCACUCCCGUCUAUUGGAACGUGCCGCUAAGAUGUCCGAAGCCCACGGAGGUGGCUCCUUGACCGCCUUGCCCGUCAUCGAGACCCAGGCCGGUGAUGUAUCAGCCUACAUUCCCACCAACGUAAUUUCCAUCACUGACGGACAAAUCUUCUUGGAAACUGAAUUGUUCUACAAGGGUAUCCGUCCCGCUAUCAACGUCGGUUUGUCCGUAUCCCGUGUAGGUUCCGCUGCCCAGACCAAGGCCAUGAAACAGGUCGCCGGUUCCAUGAAGCUGGAAUUGGCCCAAUACCGUGAAGUAGCUGCUUUCGCUCAGUUCGGUUCUGACUUGGAUGCCGCCACCCAACAACUGUUGAAUCGAGGUGUUCGUCUUACUGAGCUGUUGAAGCAAGGCCAAUACGUGCCAAUGGCUAUUGAAGAGCAAGUAGCCAUCAUCUACUGCGGUGUACGUGGUCACUUAGACAAGAUCGAUCCCUCAAAGAUCACCGUCUUCGAAAAGCAGUUCUCUGAACACAUCAAGAGCAGCCACAAAAGCAUCUUGACCAGCAUCGCCAAAGAAGGUAAAAUCACCGAAGACACCGAUGCCCAAUUGAAGAAGAUCGUACAAGACUUCAUUGCUAACUUCUCUGGUUAAAUUUUGUAAUUUUCCCUUAUAUAUUUGAAUUAUUAUUGUUAGUCGACAACUUAAAGUUUAAAUUGUAACAUUCUGAGUACAUGCUGUACAUCAUGUUUGAAGUUGUCGACUAAGAAUAUGUAUUUUAAGCAAUUUUUAGCAUAGGUCUGUAUAGUCGUUGGACUAAAAUAAAAAGCGAACUUUUCGAUCAUUUCAUUAUAUAUAUAAAUAUAUCGAACAUCCUGUACAGCAUUUGUUUUUAUUAUAUAAUUUGUAACAAUAAGUGGAAAUACAUGUUACAGACACUUAA
Messenger RNA from Aethina tumida (small hive beetle), 2036 nucleotides. It is a transcript of the gene blw, whose product is annotated as ATP synthase subunit alpha, mitochondrial. The transcript has 7 exons. Gene Ontology annotation, molecular function: proton-transporting ATP synthase activity, rotational mechanism; ADP binding; ATP binding. Bases 92 to 1747 code for a protein of 551 amino acids. Lineage: Eukaryota; Metazoa; Arthropoda; Insecta; Coleoptera; Nitidulidae. The record is from RefSeq and is a predicted model, not a curated record. Gene Ontology annotation, biological process: proton transmembrane transport; proton motive force-driven ATP synthesis.